AUGGCUUCAAGCAUAAAAAGGGCGAAAAGGGGUAAAAUACUGUGUUGUGGAGGUCCUGGAUUGCGCAGUUGCACAAAUACCUAUCACGUUGAAGGGAUAUCAAUGCACAAGUUUCCCGAGAACGAGGAACAGCGGAAAAACUGGAUAAAACUCGUGCGAAGACAUCAGCCAAAUUUUGUUCCAAGCAAAUCGUCAGUUAUAUGUUCCACGUAUUUCGAGAAAUCUUGCUUCGCAACAAGGUAUCAUGUUGGGGUGCCUGACGAACUCAAACCAAAAGCUAGAUAUCUAACACCAGGGUCUGUUCCAACUAAAGAUACUGUCAUCCUGGAUGAAAUGCCAACUACUUCACGUGCUAAAAGAAGGAUAAUACGGCACCAGUUAUCACCGCUAUCGGGUGAUUCCAACCAAGACGAGGAAGAGCACACAACUUCAGAUGAAGAUGAAGCAGAUAAAAUUGAAUUAGAUGAAAUGCCUACACAAGAGACAGCAUGCGAAAGUCCGAUUCUUUCUGACAAUCCAAAUGAAGAGAGUUUUAUAUCCGAAGAUCAGGAAUUGCUUCGGUGCACCAAAUGUGAUCUGGAAAAAGAAAAACUAGAGAAUCUUCAGAGAAUCGUUGAAUCUUUGCGACAAGAGAUGUCCUCCAGUUCGUCUGAAGACGAGAGUAGAAGUAACUACGAUUCCGACGAAAACAAAACUGGUGAAGAUAUAGGCAUCUUGGAUGAGGCUUUGGAUGAUGAAGAUGGAUCACUGGCAAACAGCUCUGAAGGUGAAUUGAUCGAUAAUUUUAGAGAUCCAGAUUGGAAUGCCAAUAUGGAGGAUGAAGAAACAGACUCGUCAGCUGAUGAUGAGCUCGAAGACGAUGGAGAGGAAGUACGAGAGGGCACAUCACAAGAUGCAAG
This is a messenger RNA of Dendronephthya gigantea, 899 nucleotides long. RefSeq lists its product as uncharacterized. NCBI's taxonomy places the organism in Eukaryota, Metazoa, Cnidaria, Anthozoa, Malacalcyonacea, Nephtheidae. The transcript has 3 exons. Gene Ontology annotation, molecular function: sequence-specific DNA binding. The record is from RefSeq and is a predicted model, not a curated record. The annotation marks the transcript as partial.